GUUCUUACUCCACCCUUAAGAAGUUUAUCCACAUGUACAUGAAUUUGUAUUACAGUCUCACGAGGAGGGGGGAUGAAGACAACGCAAAGUGUGUGGUUUAUUUAAAGAAGUGUUUAGUUUAGAAGAGUAAAAGAGAGAGAGAGAGAGAUAAAGCUGAGGGGAAGGAAGUCAGAGAUCAGCACUCGACACGCAUCUUACAUAGUUUUCUAGGACAUCUCAAGAACACAGAGGAGGAUUUAUCAUAUUUUUCUUCCCUUUCCUUCCAAUGAGAAAAAUGAAAUCCAUAAUACAGAGAUCUUUUUCAAACUUCUUCUUUGAAUACGAAACUCCUCGUCAAGUUCUGGUCAGGAACAGAAGAGUUGCAGUUGUGUGCCGUAUCAUCCAGCUGGGUGUUCUAUCCUACAUAAUUGGUUGGGUGUUUAUGUAUGAGAAAGGCUACCAGACAGUGGAUACUGCUAUAAGCUCUGUCUUCACCAAGAUGAAGGGUGUGUCCUACACAAAUAUCAGUAAUGUGGAGAGGAUAUGGGAUGCAGCCGAUUAUGUUUUUCCUGAACAGGGCGAUUCGUCUUUUGUUGUGAUGACCAACUACAUUUCCUCUGUGGGACAGGAACAGGGCACAUGUCCCGAGCUACCAGAUGAGAAGAACAGGAACAAGUGCACCUCGGACACAGACUGUGAUGAGAGCAAAUACAAACGUACGGGAAAUGGGUACAUGACAGGCAAGUGUAACACCAGCACCAGUACUUGUGAGAUCUACUCCUGGUGUCCUGUUGAAGACGACCGUCAAAUACCAGACCCUCCAAUCCUGCAGACAGCAGAAAACUACACACUGUUCAUCAAAAAUUCCAUUACUUUUCGCCAGUUUAAUGUAGUAAGGAGUAACUUGGUGGAGAGUGUGGACCAGAAUUACAUCAAUAACUGUUUGUAUCACCCCAAGACUGAUGCGCUGUGUCCUAUCUUCAGAUUAGGAGACAUUGUUGAGCGUUCAGGGUUCAAUUUCUCUGACAUAGCUCGUGUGGGUGGUGCUAUAGGCAUCCUUGUUGACUGGGACUGCAAUCUGGAUCUAAGUAUCAGACAUUGCAAACCAAGGUAUGAAUUCUAUGGACUUUAUGGAACAGGGAGAAAUGAAAAAGUGGAGAAGCCAUCAUUGGGAUACAAUUUUAGAUAUGCUAAAUAUUAUAUGGAGAAUAACGUGGAGAAGAGAACACUAAUGAAGGUGUUUGGUGUACGGAUAGACAUCAUUGUUCAUGGAAGGGCAGGAAAAUUUGAUAUUAUUCCAACUCUGACGGCCAUAGGCUCAGGAGUAGGAAUCUUUGGAGUGGCGACCGUCGUGUGCGAUUUGCUCCUUCUGUAUUUACUCCCAAAGAGAGAUUUCUACAAAAGUAUGAAAUUCAAGCAUACAGAAGUCCAGGAAGCGAAGCCAACCUUGCCCCCGUCACAGAAAGAAAGAGAACUACCGAAGGAGUGAAGUCAAAGACGGCUGCCACGAUGACUGAAUAACGUUCCUGCACUGAAAACAACACCCCAACACUGGAGCAUAAGCAAGAUGACCAGACAACUGUCUAACAUCACUUUUCCUUUCUAAUGGACAUUUCCUUCCCAAACUGCUGAGAAAACAUAUCCAAUCACUGUUUUGAUUCAAGACACAUCUCCACUAUGUGUGUUAACAUUGAGAGGCUCAGGACUGUAAAGGAACAAUUUUGUGAUGUCUUUAUAUGGUUUAAAACUUUUUUUUUUUUUACAAACAGGGUAAGGUCUGGAUGUGUCAGCCAUAUACAAAUCUUGAUAUUGAAUCACCUUAAAACAGUUAUUACUUUACUGAUAGGUGAUUUUACAGGUUUUUAUUUUUGUAGCAAGUCAAACUGUGAUGCAAACUGUGACACUGAUUUUUGUGUGAAAUAAGCUUUAGAAGGUAAAUGAACCAUCCAACGCUGAAACUAUACAGCUCUAAAAGACGGCAUGAUGAUGGUUUAUGCCUUUAGAUUUUUACUUUGGGCGCACACAGGUCGCUCAACGUCACAAGUCUAUUAUUUUAUUAUUAUACACAGCUC
Messenger RNA from Pimephales promelas (fathead minnow), 2051 nucleotides. It is a transcript of the gene p2rx1, whose product is annotated as purinergic receptor P2X, ligand-gated ion channel, 1. Gene Ontology annotation, cellular component: plasma membrane. The record is from RefSeq and is a predicted model, not a curated record. Gene Ontology annotation, biological process: calcium ion transmembrane transport; response to ATP. Lineage: Eukaryota; Metazoa; Chordata; Actinopteri; Cypriniformes; Leuciscidae. Gene Ontology annotation, molecular function: purinergic nucleotide receptor activity; extracellularly ATP-gated monoatomic cation channel activity; ATP binding.